Molecule: messenger RNA, 2724 nt
Organism: Cuscuta europaea
Lineage: Eukaryota; Viridiplantae; Streptophyta; Magnoliopsida; Solanales; Convolvulaceae
Source: the annotation of a GenBank genome assembly
AGAAAAUGUGAUUUUUUUAAAACAUAAACACUCGCCACUAUCUUAAAGUCACAAGUGGGUUCAUCUGCUCCAUUUGUCCGCAACUUCCAGAUUCCUCUUUACUGUCAUUUUAUCUUCUACUUCAUAGCAUCUUCUUCUAUUCAAUGGCUCUGAAGAUCUACACGCAUGGUUGUUCUAUCUGACUUUUGACCAACGUUUUAGUCAUCUAAAUCAUAAUCUAGCCCUAUUGGUCGAGUUUGGGGAAUAUGAAGAUGAGCUUGAACGAGUGUAAUAAAAAAAGUCUACUGUGGAAUUCACUUUCCAUUUGCAACAACAUAAGAUUGGGAGCAACAAUUGUGUUAGAGGAAUGGCACCAGGUAGUAAGGAAAAGGUUCAAAUGGAAAGUCAGUCUCAACCAAGUAUUCGACAACAUAAAUCCAAGAAAGCUUCACCAAAUUUCGUAACUCUCGGGGGAAUUCGGGGAGUUCUAGAAAAAUCAAAACUACCUGUUAGGGGUGAAGUUGUUGAUACAAGAAAGAAGACAUUUGCACAAAACAUGUCCUCUAAAAGAUGUGCACCAACUACAACACUGCAUAGUCCUGAAAUCAUUGAAGCAGAUGCAAGUCAAACUCAUGAAAAUUCAGUCAUUGGUAGUCCUCAUCGUGCAUCACCAGAAAGAACUGUUGAAGGAGCUUCUUGCCCUAAGAAAAGAGGUCGUGGUCAAACGAUGGGCAAGGGAAUUAUGAGGGCAUUUGCGGCUUCUAAGACCAAAAUGAAGGUAACUGUGGAUCCAUCGAUCGGAAGACCAAAAGAUGGAGAAGAAUCAGCAAAGCUUUCGAGUCAAAUCGGUAUAGUUACUCGUGAUGUACUUCCUGUGCCAAGAAGGUGGAAUGAAGUAGAUGAGGAGAAUGGGCUGGAAUCUGGAUUUGAUCAUAUACAGAUGCAUAUGGAUGUUAAUUUUGGUGAUCCCGGUGUGAAAGAAAGCUUAAUUGGAAGGCUGAAAAGCAGUACUCGGCAAAAACGUUACAAGCUACACAUGCAUUACAAACAAUUUCAAACUUUGGAAGAAGCUAAAGUAAAUAAGCCUCCAAUUUUCCUAAGCCAAGAAAAUUGGGAAUUACUGUGUGAUCAUUUUGCAUCUGCCAAGUUCCAGGUGAUAAAUUAAAUUCAAACAUUUCAGACAAAUGUCUUAUUUUUAUUGUAAUUCUAAAUGGCCUUGAUCUAUUUACUGUCUCUGGCAAUGUAGAAAUCAAGUAUUACGAACACAGGAAACAGGAAAUUGGUCCGAGGUCCACACAUUACAGGCAGAAAACCUUUCACUGUUCGACUACAUGAAAUAGUGAGUGUAUUUGUGUUAAUAACUAGAAACUAAGUAGUAUUAAAUUCUAUAUUUUCCUAAGGUUAUGUUAUGUUUUUCUGCCAUUUACUCCAAGUUGUGUGAUUGUGCUUGAAAUUUCCAUUCCCAUUGCAAGUUUUGAACACUCUUAUUUCCAUUCUGAGUAAGUGUCUUUGCUAGUUCUGAACUCUCUUAUAGUGUCUUUGCUCUGUAAAUUCAGUAAGUGAAUUUUGAUUGCAAUCUUUGUUUUUGCUGGAAUCUGUAUUUGGGAUUAUACCAAAAAUGCUUGUUGUUAGUUCAUAACUUUAAAUUUAUGCUAAUCAAUAUGCUCUGUAAUGGGAGAGUUCAGGACUUGCAAUGGGAAUGGAAAUUCAGUUACGUUUUUCAGCCAUUUACUCCAAGUUAUGUUUUUCUGCCAUUUACUCCAAGUUAUGUUUUUCUGCCAUUUACUCCAAGUUAUCUUGGGCUAGUUCUGAACUCUCUUAUAGUGUCUUUGCUCUGUAAAUUUAGUAAGUGAAUUUUGAUUGCAAUCUAUUUUUUUCCUAGAAUAUGUAUUUGGGAUUAUACCAAAACUGCUUGUUGUUAGUUCAUAACUUUUAAUUUAUGCUAAUCAAAAUGCUAUGUAAUGGGAGAGUUCAGAACUUGCAAUGGGAAAUGAAAUUCAAUUAUGUUUUCUGCCAUUUACUCCAAGUUAUCUUGGGCUAGUUUUGAACUCUUAUAGUGUCUCUGCUCUGUAAAUUCAGUAAGUGAAUUUUGAUUGCAAUAUUUUUUUUGCUGGAAUCUGUAUUUGGGAUUAUACCAAAAAUACUUGUUUAUAUAUGGUUAAUUUGUAACUUUUAAUUUGUUUAUAUAUGGUUAAUUUGUAACUUUUAAUUAAUGCAUUGUAAAUGAAGUUGGAACAAUAGAUUUAGAGCUACAAUCUAUCUUUCCAACGAGAUAUAAUACGCCCCAAACGGAUAAACACACAGUAGGAUAUGAGUGUCACAAAUACUUAGCCUUAUCUCUAUGAUUUAGCGUUUUCAGCUAAAAUAGAGCACUUUUAGCAUAAAUACAGUGUAUUUUAGUAAUUAGGCAAUAAUCCCUUGAUUUUUUGAAACCAGCGCCUGAAGACAAGUUUUAGAACUCGGUAUGAUCUUUCAAACGAGAUAUUAAACGCUUCCAAUGGCACAACAAAGAGCAAGAUGUGAUCGCAUCAAAUUCUACACGAGUUCAGAGUGAAAUCAGAAACAUUUGUGAAUAUAUGGUUAAUCUGUAACUUUUAAUUAAUGCAUUGUAAAUGAAGUUGGAACAAUAGCUUUAGAGCUCCGAUCUAUCUUUCCAACGAGAUAUAAUACGCUCCAAACGGAUAAACACACAGCAAUCUCUAUGAUUUAGCGUUUUCAGCGAAAAUAGAGCACUUUUAGCGUAAA